Molecule: messenger RNA, 841 nt
Organism: Cyclopterus lumpus (lumpfish)
Lineage: Eukaryota; Metazoa; Chordata; Actinopteri; Perciformes; Cyclopteridae
Exons: 6
Coding region: 98-727 (209 amino acids)
Source: RefSeq, a predicted model, not a curated record
GAUAGAAUGGAGGCGGGCCAUGAAGGAAGGCUGAGGCACCCACGUCGCUCAGCACUGGUCUGCGGUCAGUUUGGUGUCUUUUUCCGGGGCUCUUAGUAUGAAGCCUGCCGCUCUCAGAUCAGCGCUGAGGCUCCGCCCCCUGAGGGAGUGUUUCGCGGUAAAAUCAAGCCUUGGCACGCGGAGCAGCAGCGUCGUGAACAGUAGAGACAUGCCGUCCAACGUGGAGAUUAAAGCCAAAGUGAGCGACCUGGCGCUGUUCGCCAAGAAGGCCGCCGAGCUCAGCCAAUCAGAGGGCACGAUCAUCAGGCAGCACGACACGUUCUUCAACUGCAGCCAAGGACGACUGAAGCUGAGAGACUUCAUGAACGAGUCGGGUCAGCUGAUCUUCUAUGAGCGUCCCGACACCGAUGGACCUAAACUGUCCCGUUACUCCAUCAGUCCAACCAGCGACCCGCCGAGCCUCCGGACCGUGCUGUCGGACGCCCUCGGGGUUAAAGGUGAGGUGCGGAAGGAGCGGCGGUUGUUUCUGAUUGGUCAGACCAGAGUUCACCUGGACACAGUGGAGGGACUUGGAAACUACAUGGAGCUGGAGGUGGUGAUGCGUCCGGAGCAGACCGUUGAAGACGGACAGCAGGUGGCCGAGGAGCUGAUGGAGCAGCUGGGCGUCGCUCCGGAGAGCCUGGUGACGGGGGCCUACGUGGACCUGCUGCUGGGGGGACGCACCUGAACAAUAACAACAACAACUUGUUUGUUAACUUUGUUUACUUCCUUUUGACCGACGGGUUAAUUAAUGGGAUCGCUUCUUUUUUCUAAAUAAAGGAACUCAACUCGUGUUUGUAAA